GAAGAAGCAUCCUUACUUUUAUUUCAGUCACCGGAAAAAAAUUAACAUAGAGCAGAGUUUCUUCUCAUAUACAACGACGACCAGCGCCGGCGAUAUCGGCGGCGUAGGAGAUGAAAAACCGUAGGAAACUCCGUGGUGUAUGCGGAAACGACGUCGUUCUCUCGUGGAGGACGUUUUUCUGGUUCGUCGUUAUGUUUGUCAUCUCCUUCGUCCUCUUCUCCACCAUGUUCGUCUUUAAAGGAAAGUUUCGUCCCGUGGUACGUUCGACGAUAAGCUUCUCAACGGCGAGUGCGGUUCUCCGGGAGACCGUAACGCCGUCUCCGGCGGUUUCGAUUCGCGAAGCGGUGAAGUUACCUGAGCAGACGCUGGUUUUCCUAAAAUACCCUCCGUCUCGUCGGUUAUUUACUAAAAACGAUCUCAUUUGCGUUUUCUCCAACGGUGGAGAUACGUCGAAGGAGAAUCCGACGGCAGUUGACAGCGACAAAUUUAACGGACAGAUCGUACGGUGUCCUGAGACGCCACGUGGAUAUAACGUAUCGCUUGCCGUUUCGAGAUGGACGGCGGACGAUCACAUCCCCUCUGGGCCCACUUACCAAUGGGAUUGGCUGGUUUAUGACGCAGUGAUCGACCAUGAUAACUCCACGGUGGUUUUCGUCAAGGGUUUAAAUCUACGGCCGGGGAGAGUUGCUGACGUGUCGAGAUACGAGUGCGUGUACGGUUGGGAUUUCGCGAAACAUAAUCGGUUAAUAAGAUCAGAUGUGAUCUCCGCGGCGCAGGAGAUCGUACGGUGUAGAACACCGUUAACGGUGUUAGACGGGGGCCCAAAAUCAGCCCAUGGGCCGGUUAAAGUCUCGGUUAGAAUCAAAGGAGGAACCGGUAUGCUCCCAUCGAUCGCUCAACCGGUUCGGAUCAUUAACUCCCCGCGACGUAAACCGUUCGAGAUGUGCGUUUGCACCAUGACGCGAAACGCAGCCGCGGUUUUGAGAGAGUGGGUGAUGUACCAUGCCGGAAUCGGCGUUCAACGGUGGUUCAUCUACGAUAACAACAGCGACGACGAUAUAAGCGCAGAGAUCAGCGAUCUCGAACGCCGCGGAUACAACGUCUCGCGACAUUUCUGGCCGUGGAUCAAGACUCAGGAAGCCGGAUUCUCCAAUUGCGCGAUUCGUGCGAAGAGCGAUUGCGAUUGGAUCGCGUUCAUCGACGUCGACGAGUUCUACUACAUCCCUUCUGGUCAAUCGCUAACCAGCAUCGUCAGAAACCACACAGUCUCCGAUACGAUCGGUGAAAUUCGAACGCCGUGUCAUAGUUUUGGACCGUCCGGUUUAAGUAACCGGCCUCGCGGUGGAGUAACGGAAGGGUACACUUGCCGUGUGGUUUUACCGGAGAGACACAAAAGCAUAAUCCGGCCGGAGGCGAUGAACGCGACUCUGAUCAACGUGGUGCAUCAUUUUCAUUUGAAAGAUGCGUUCACAUUUGCUGACGUGGAUAAGGACGUUAUGGUAAUUAACCACUAUAAGUAUCAGGUUUGGCAGGUUUUUAAAGAGAAGUUUUAUAGGAGAGUCGCGUCUUACGUGGCGGAUUGGCAGAAUGAUGAGAAUGUCGGGUCGAGAGAUCGGGCGCCCGGUUUAGGAACCCGACCGGUUGAGCCACCUGAUUGGGCUGAGAGGUUCUGUGAGGUUAAUGAUACUGGGCUUAGAGAUCAGGUGUGGGAGAGGUUCAGAGACAAUAAAACGCAGCGUUUGAUUUGGGAAAGAGAGGAAGAUGAAAAUAGAGUUAAAAAGGCCUCUUUGGCCCAUAAUCGGAUAGCUCGACAAAUUAAACAAAAGCUGAAUAAAACUCAUUAUUCAUAAUAAUUUUUGAGUUUUUUUCUCAUGGACGACAGGUUUUUCUCUGUAAUUUUAGUCGAGUAGUGUAGUAAAGAUAUGGCAAAUUUCAAAACAAAAUGAAUGAAUAUAUAAGUAAAAACAG
Eruca vesicaria subsp. sativa (arugula) is the source of this 1968-nucleotide messenger RNA. Lineage: Eukaryota; Viridiplantae; Streptophyta; Magnoliopsida; Brassicales; Brassicaceae. The record is from the annotation of a GenBank genome assembly.